Molecule: messenger RNA, 867 nt
Organism: Trichoderma harzianum CBS 226.95
Lineage: Eukaryota; Fungi; Ascomycota; Sordariomycetes; Hypocreales; Hypocreaceae
Exons: 3
Coding region: 1-867 (288 amino acids)
Source: RefSeq, a predicted model, not a curated record
AUGUUCUCCCUGAGAUUGUGCAGUAAAAAGCCAUUCAGCACAUUCAUCAGCACCUCAUCACCCCCACGCCUCAUUAACUGGCAGCAUCUCCCCCGGACUCGCCACCUACGACAGCUCGAAGACAGAUGCCUUCAACGAUGCUACGCCCAAGUAGCUAAGAAGCCCAUCUCAAAACCGACUCUCUCACCAGCCGAGCAGGCAAAGCAGCAGGCCAAAGCUGCCGCCGCCACUGCUGGAUCUAAGCACUACGAGGUUGCUGAGAGAUUGCUCAUAUAUCAUGCGGGCACUGGACGGAUCACAUUCUUGGCCAUGGUCAAGGUGACGACUCUGUUUUUGGGGGCGUUUUUCACGUUUAUUGUUGUGCCGGGAUAUGUCAAGGCCGAGAAGCCGGAGUGGGAAACUCUAGGGGUUGCCCUCUGCGGCCUUAUUCCCCUAUUUUUUGUGGCAUACACCACAUCUCCCUUCGUCUCACACAUUUACAUCCAUCUACCUCCCGUCGCCCGCGUCAGCCGCCCAGUCCUCGAGCGCUUCAUCCACGCCUUGCCCCCCUCCACCGAGUUCACUCUCACCACUAUGAGCGCCAUCGCAAAACCUCGCUACAGCACCAUGCAGGUAGGUCACCUACGGCCGGCAAAGCGACGCUUCGGUAUCGUCAACUAUGUGCGAGACGCCGAGGGCGCUAUUGCGGAGAACGAGACGAGGAAGUGGUACAACCUGCGGGCCAUGACCAAGUUUGGCGUGCAGGAGGCUGGCGUGGAGAAGAAGAAGCUUAAGGGGAAGAAGGGCAAGGACUUGACCGAGGCGUGGAUCUGGGAUGUUGCCAAGAGCAAGAUUGAGAAGAGGGCAGUGACAGAGAAGGCGGCAUAG